Messenger RNA from Dendrobium catenatum, 3453 nucleotides. RefSeq names its product triacylglycerol lipase SDP1-like. Gene Ontology annotation, molecular function: triacylglycerol lipase activity. The coding region runs from base 411 to 2822 and encodes 803 amino acids. Lineage: Eukaryota; Viridiplantae; Streptophyta; Magnoliopsida; Asparagales; Orchidaceae. Gene Ontology annotation, biological process: lipid metabolic process. The record is from RefSeq and is a predicted model, not a curated record. The transcript is spliced from 5 exons.
GCAAGCAUUAAGCUUUACCUCACGCAAUCCGAAUCUGCUGCCAUAAAUUCCUUCCAGACAGACGCAGCGGUUGCCGUCCUUAUCUGGAAUUCCCGAUUUAUAUCUUGUUGAAAGUCUUCGGAUUGUUCAUUCAAUCGGUUGAUUUUGAUUUUGUUUUCUUCUCAGCUGAGCUCUUUUCCUCUUAUCCGUUCCUUACACGCGAACAUUUCGAUUUCGUUUGCUAUCAAGUGCCAAUAGCUCAGACGCCUGCAAUAUUACAAAGAAACCCUAGCUUUGAAUCCUUUGAUCGUUCCUACCCGCUCAUUUGACCUUAAAACGUCCUAAAGCUCGAAUCUUGGCAUCGGGUUUGCGAAAAUUAGUUGCCUUUGGACGAGAAAUAGCUAAAAGGAGGAAAAGCCCGCGGAUUGGCGAUGGAUAUUGGCAAUGAAGCUCGGGUUGAGGCUUUUUCAAUCGGCCCGUCGUCGAUCAUUGGCCGAACACUCGCGUUGCGAGUCCUCUUUUCCAUGUCCUUCACGCAGAUCCGGCGUCAAAUAUCCAAAUUCUUACGGAGAAUCUUCUAUCGGGUUGCGUCCUGGUUCCACCCAGGGAACACGCAAGGUAUUCUUUUGAUGGUGACCGUCGCUACUCUCUUUCUGAGAAAGUUCGCCGGCGGACGAUCGGCGGCGGACGCUUCAUUGCGCCGACGAUUUUGGCGGAACUUGAUGAAGUGCGCGCUGACGUACGAGGAAUGGGCCCAUGCCGCUAAGAUGCUCGACAAGGAAAUGCCAUUAAGAGCGAAUGAUUCUGAGUUUUAUGAUGAGGAGCUGGUGAAAUAUAAGCUCCGGGAGCUACUGAAACGCCGGAAAGAGGGGUCAUUGCGGGAUAUAGUCUUUUGCAUGAGGGCUGAUCUAAUGAGGAAUUUGGGAAAUAUGUGCAACCCACAACUUCACCAGGGAAGGCUUCAGGUUCCCAAGCUUAUAAAAGAUUACAUUGAUGAAGUAUCAACACAGCUGAAAAUGGUAUGCAAUUCUGAAUCUGAUGAGUUUCCUUUUGAAGAACGGCUCCAGUUCAUGCAUGAGACUAGGCAUGCCUUUGGUAGAACGGCCUUGCUCCUAAGUGGUGGAGCUUCUCUGGGAGCAUUCCAUGUUGGUGUGGUGAAAACCCUGGUGGAGCAUAAGCUUCUACCUCGAAUAAUUGCGGGGUCGAGUGUAGGAUCAAUAAUGUGUGCAGUUGUGGCAACACGUUUGUGGCCUGAGAUCGAGGCGUUCUUUGAGGAUUCAUUGCAUGCCCUCAAGUUUUUUGAUCAGAUGGGCGGGCUCUUCGCUGUGUUCAAGAGAGUAACGACGCAAGGUGCAGUUCAUGACAUGCGCCAUUUGCAAAUGAUGCUACGCCAUCUUACAAGCAAUCUAACAUUCCAGGAAGCCUUCGACAUGACCGGACGAAUUCUCGGGAUCACUGUUUGCUCUCCCAGGAAGCAUGAACCACCAAGAUGCCUUAACUACCUUACUUCCCCACAUGUGGUCAUUUGGAGUGCGGUGACGGCUUCGUGUGCUUUUCCUGGUCUAUUUGAGGCUCAGGAGCUGAUGGCUAAAGAUAGAUUUGGCAACCUUGUUCCUUUCCAUGCACCGUUCUUGGAGGGACCAGAGGAAGAUUCAGGUGGUGUAGCCCGCCGUUGGCGUGAUGGUAGUUUGGAGAUGGAUUUGCCAAUGCUGCAGCUGAAAGAGUUAUUCAAUGUCAAUCAUUUCAUUGUUAGCCAGGCCAAUCCUCAUAUAGUACCUUUGCUAAGACUGAAGGAGCUUGUGAGAUCUUAUGGAGGCAACUUUGCUGCCAAGCUUGCACAUCUUGCUGAAAUGGAGGUUAAACAUAUAUGUGAACAGAUCCUGGAACUCGGGAUUCCACUGGGAGGGAUUGCGAAGUUGUUUGCUCAAGAAUGGGAAGGAGAUAUCACAGUUGUAAUGCCUGCUACACUUGCUCAGUAUUCCAAGAUCAUACAGAACCCAACUUAUGCAGAGCUUCAGAAAUCUGUCAACCAAGGCAGGAGAUGUACCUGGGAGAAGCUUUCUGUCAUGAAGGCUAACUGUGCUAUUGAACUCACACUUGAUGAAUGUGUUGCACUUCUCAACCAUCUUCGUCGGCUAAAGAGGAGUGCUGCAAGGACUGCUACUUCUUCACAUGGAGUCAGCAAUACUUCUCAGGUCGGUAAUAUACUCAGGAUAAGCCCUUCAAAAAGAAUCCCUUCUUGGAAUUCUCUAGCAAGAGAGAACUCUGCAAGUUCCAUUGAAGAGGACAUGCUUGCAGAUAUUGCAACUCAAAUUAAUCCAGAGCGAAACAAUCAACUAGGAGAAUCUUCAUGUAAGGGCAAUCAGAUCCACUCAACCUUGCAUGAGGAAAGUGACAGUGAAUCAGAAACACUCGAACUAAAUUCCUGGACAAGGGCUGGUGGUCCUUUGAUGAGGACAAGUUCUGCUAUCAAAUUCAUUAAUUUUGUUCAGGAAAUUGAGCUUGAUUCUGAAACAAACAGAAGAUGUGUAAGUCAGAACCAAGCUGAGAGCGGAACAAGCCCUGGAAGCAUUAUGGUAUCUGAGGGAGACUUAUUACAACCAGAGAAGAUUGACAACGGAAUUGUAUUAAAUGUUGUGAGGAGAGAAAUUUUAAGCUCGGGGAGAAGCAUCAGCUCGGAACAGCAACAAGAUUCUUCUCAGAAAGAGGUCAUUAUAGAUUGUACAGUUGAAAAUUUCUUGCAAGCUGUGCCAGAAACUGAAAGCUACACUGUUACCUCGGCUUCAGACUCUGGUGAGGAUGAAGAAUCUGGUUUGAGUUGCUUCGAAAAAUUAACAGAGUGAUAUCUGCAAUGAGGCUGAGUAAUGAAAUUGAUGAAGUGAAUUCCUUGAUUUGAAUAGUUUCCAGUUAUUUACAUGCUUUUGUAUCUGUUAGAAAUAUCCACAAUAUUUAGAGAUGGAAGAUGCAUAUUUCCUUUUGGGAGGCACAGAGAGGCCUCAAUACUGCAUCUUCACGCCUAAAGGUUUGCAGGGGAAACCUAUGUUGCAACAUUGAGACUUCUUGAAAAGUAUUUUUGGCUUUCAUUGGAAAGAAGACUUGUGCAACUCCUUUCGCCUUCAUAUUUUUGUUUGCUAAGGCAAGAGGAAUGUGGUUUUGCUUUCGUAUGAAGGUAUGCUCAUACUUCCUAAAGUUCUUUCAUUCAGUCAUUAAAUUAAUUAUGCACAACAAUGGCUGGAUUAAAGUUUAACACAGUUAUGAGCAGUUGACCUGAUUUUUCUUGAAAAAGAAAGGCAAAUAUAUACAUUUAAAUGUAAAUCAUUCUAGGAUAUUGCAGUUUCACCCUUUUGAAAGAUUUGUAAAAAAAUUUAGCUAGUCAUUAGAAGGCAACUCUUUCUUAUGACUCAGAAUACUGUUGAAUGUCAUUAAAGUUUGCUCUCAAUUAAGAAAAUAGGGGUGUUGUUGCAUUUGGAUUUA